CUUAUACUUAAAUAUGUUUCUUUUAAUCUAAAACCCACUGCAGGAAAACUUUCUUCUAAGACACGAUGAUGAUCAUGCCGAAGGAAAUGGCCAAGUUGUGCAAGAAAAAGGUUGUAGUAAUUAGUGUCUAUGUGGAGAAGCCAACAAAGAGAAAGGUUACAUCAAAAAGUCACCGUCAUCACCACCACCACCACCAUUGCCACUAUUAUAAUCAUCAGAAUAUCAAACAAGAGGUAACUGCAAACAAAUAUGGUGACAGUAUUAAUGCUGGUAAAGGGUUCAGCAGAAGAGCUCAGCUUCUUCUCUACUCUCAACGUCUCAGGGAGUCGGCUGAUCAUCGUCCUGUGGAAUCAUCUCACUUGGAUCCAAUUCCAAAGCCGAUCUCUUCUAAUGUCAUGCAGCCUACAGAAAAUAUUGCCGUUGUCCAAAGAAAGCCAAAGUAUGACAACACUCCUGCUUGCUUAGGCAAGUGGAAAAUCUCGAAAUUCAAGUUCUGCAGAUCCUUGACACGUGUCCAAAUCAAGAACGAUAAGAAGACAAAGCACUCUGGUUCUACAAGCAAUGCUGUGAUGAAUAACCUAAAGGUGCAAAAGAAGAGAGGUUUUAUAUCAAAGUUUUUAGCAGUGCUGCAAAAGCGCAGAUAAAGCUUCAGUAGGGCUUCAAUGAGAUAGUCCUCAGGAAGAUAUAUAUACAUUGAGGGAAACAUUGCUUCAAGGAUGAAUACAAAAUCUAAAAUUCAUUUUUCUUUUGUUUAAUUAUUUGAACACAUCAUGAUGGGCAAUGAAGGGCAAUUUUCUUUCUUUCUUUUUUUUUUUAUUU
Ricinus communis (castor bean) is the source of this 819-nucleotide messenger RNA. RefSeq lists its product as uncharacterized. The record is from RefSeq and is a predicted model, not a curated record. NCBI's taxonomy places the organism in Eukaryota, Viridiplantae, Streptophyta, Magnoliopsida, Malpighiales, Euphorbiaceae. The coding region runs from base 66 to 644 and encodes 192 amino acids. The transcript has 4 exons.